UCGCUGUUGCUAUGCCGAUCUCCUACACCCGGAUUUGUGGGGAGUUUUAAGACUCCUCACAUCUCCCCCUUUCUUCGGAAGAUUUCAAAAGAAUGCUGCUUCCGGCGGUCCUCUGCUUCGGUGUCUCCUUGCAUGGGCAACUUCCUCAAUCACCUCUCGUCGACCCUGCGCCCUUUGUUCUCAGCCUGGCAGUCGCAGCUUAUUAGACCCCGUCGUUCAGCGUCUUGACUUGGCAUCUUGAACCUCCUUGCGCCUUCCUGAUCGCAGCCUUACGUCUCAGCGUAUUCGAGCAUCUCGACGUGGCCUCUUGAUCCUCACCGUUCCAUUCUCCUCACGUCGACUGCGCCUCCUUGAUCUCAGCCCGGCAGCCUCAGCCUAGUAGACCCUGUCGUUCGACGUCUCGACUCGGCAUCUUGAUCUUUGCGCCCUUCUCCAGCCUCCUGUACCUGUUGCCGUCUGCUUCUUGUCACCAGCUCCGCAUUUAAAUUUGCCGCCUCUUCGUCGCUUCGCAUCCCUGGCAACUCCACCGAUACUCACCAUGAUCGACUUAUCGAUGUUGGCGACCGGCGUUGCCACCUCCGACUCCUACCGAUGUUGUCCCAUCGCUGAUUGCGCGAUCGAGUUAUCGAUAUUCGCGACCGGCGUUGCCACUUCCAGUUCCGAUAUUCCGAUGUCGUGCCGAUUGCUGCCAAUAGUGUGGCAGCGUGUUGAAAAUCAAUUUAAUAUCCAGUAUUUUUUUUUUUUUUUUGUUCCCUAUCGAUCUCACUAUCGAUCGACCGCUAUUAUCGUAGCGCCCCCAUCCCGAUUUUCUCCAAGCACGUGGAUUUCGGAGUUGCAGCUCAAUGGAGCUCCUCCCACACGAUAUGAUGGCCCUUGAUGCUCCAGGGUUGCUGGCCCUGGACACAGGCGCCCUGGAGGCCCUUUGGCAGGGACCCCGAUGAUCGCCCCUCCAUGCUCCGGGCGGCUGCCCCUGGACCCAAGCGCCUUGGAGGCCAGCAUGCCGUCUCCGCGCCUGCGGCAGCCUCGCGUCGAUUUGCCGGCCCGCGUGCCUGGCCCCGCGUCCGAUUGCUGGCCCGCGUGCCUGGCCCCGCGUCCGAUUGCUGGCCCGCGUGCCUGUUGGCUGCUGCAGAUGACUCGCACCUAUUUUUUUUCUGUGAGCAACAAAGUGCCCUUACCCUCCCCUGACCCACAACUCUCAUUAUGUCGUUUUCGUUUCGUUUAUUGGGGUACGUACACCUGAAUGGCCCCGCCGCGACGCACCUUCAGCCGGAACCGCUGGCCGUCCAGCACGAACAGCUUGGCCCAGCGGUCCUUGUGGCUUCUUCUCGCCUGGGCCUCGGCCUCCUCGACCACUCUGGGUGGCCACUCCGCGCGCUCGAGCUCCUUCCAUGGCUUCCCGC
Molecule: messenger RNA, 1400 nt
Organism: Drosophila santomea
Lineage: Eukaryota; Metazoa; Arthropoda; Insecta; Diptera; Drosophilidae
Exons: 2
Coding region: 539-877 (112 amino acids)
Source: RefSeq, a predicted model, not a curated record